This is a messenger RNA of Brassica oleracea var. oleracea, 771 nucleotides long. RefSeq lists its product as uncharacterized. The record is from RefSeq and is a predicted model, not a curated record. NCBI's taxonomy places the organism in Eukaryota, Viridiplantae, Streptophyta, Magnoliopsida, Brassicales, Brassicaceae. The transcript has 2 exons. The coding region runs from base 1 to 771 and encodes 256 amino acids.
AUGGGACUGAUUACAUAUCUCCUUAGAAAUUCGACGUCAAGGUUAGGCAUUCCAGCGACAGCUACUCUUUCAGAGAUCAAUGAGGAUGGAAACUGGCUGCUCCCUCCUGCUCGUUCAGAAGAACUUCUAAACCUCCAAGUUUAUCUUACUGAACUCACAUUAACUGCAGGAAAAGACCGUUAUGAAUGGGUGCUGGAAGAUAAACCUCUAACUAAGUUUGUGACUGGAGAUGUCUAUACUAAGCUGAAGGGGGAGACUCAAACAUUACCAUGGACAAAAUUGGUGUGGAUCAAAGGUGGUGUCCCUAAACAUAGUUUUCUCACUUGGCUCUUUGCUCUUGACCGAUGUCCAACUCGUGAUCGCCUCCUCCGAUGGGGCCUGCAAACAGACUCUAACUGUCUUCUCUGCAACAUGGCUGAUGAGUCUCGGGACCAUCUUUAUUUUCUGUGCCCUUUUGCGUGGAGUCUAUGGACAUUAGUGGCGCAAAGAUGUAGGCUUGUCUCCGACAGACGUUGGGAUCACUGCCUCACUCAACUACAAUCACUAUCAGGCAACAAAUAUGUGAGAAGGGUUACCUUGUUGGGAUGGCAAUCAACCGUUUAUUGGAUUUGGAGUGAAAGGAACAAUAGACUACAUCGAAACUCUUACCGCACGGUGGAUGCUCUGUUUCGUCUUCUCGACAGACAAAUUAGAGAUAAGUUUUUGAGUCAUCGUGAUCACAAUCCCCUUCUGGCGUCGAAACUUAUGCAAAUCUGGCUCCCAUCUGAUUGA